AAAAACUUUCUCAUCUCUCUCUAUUCACCCUGCAUCUCUCUCGAGUUUGAACUAGUUUCUCAUUUAGGAGUGAAAAACAACCGUGCACCAUUGGGCAACAGGUAGAGGACCUCGGUGAAACAUCUCUUACUGUACUAUUCAACGUCCCGCAUUAAAACCCUAUCGAGUCAUUGUUGCUGUAAUAAAACAAAGUCAAAAGUAGGACUGGAAAAUAAAUCAAUCCAACAUUACAACUAAAGUGAACAUUUUGAAUGUGUCCCUAAGCUCCAGUCUGCCACAGCCGGUCUGCUGUGCUGUUUUCUAAGUGCCUCCCCCUUGAGAGAGAGUCAGGGGAACAUGAAGGUCUUUGUCCUGCUGUACCUCUAUGACUGCGCCCCUGUGAAGGUGCCUUAUGGCUGCUCGCCUGGGCCGACUUUAAACUGGAGAUUAGCUUAACAAACUCAGCGCCGGGUUGGUGGAGGAGGGGAUGCCGGAGAAACGGAAAUGUUAGGAGCAACACGAGUGGUGGCGUCUCAGCAAUGUUGUGGACCAGAGAUUGACCCGAAAGUCGCCUUCCCGCGACGAGCCCAGCCUAAGUUGGUGACACGGACAAAGAAAAUAUUUGUUGGCGGCCUGUCAGUGAACACCACUAUUGAAGAUGUAAAGCAGUACUUUGACCAGUUCGGAAAGGUCGAUGAUGCAAUGCUUAUGUUUGACAAAACAACCAACAGGCACAGAGGGUUUGGAUUUGUGACGUUUGAGAAUGAAGAUGUAGUGGAGAAAGUUUGUGAGAUCCAUUUCCACGAGAUCAACAACAAGAUGGUGGAAUGUAAGAAAGCCCAGCCCAAGGAAGUGAUGUCACCCACAGGCUCUUCAAGGGGUCGUGCACGUGUGAUGCCAUAUGGAAUGGAUGCUUUCAUGCUUGGGAUUGGAAUGCUGGGGUACCCAGGGUUCCAGGCCGCUACAUAUGCCAGUCGCAGCUAUGCUAGUCUUACACCAGGAUACACAUAUCAGUUCCCUGAAUUCCACUUAGAGAGGACCCCCCUUCUGACAUCACCCCACCCCCCUGAGCUCACAGCCAUACCUCUUACAGCGUACAACCCCAUGGCAGCGGCCGCCGCAGCAGCAGCUGUGGUCAGAGGCUCCACUCCUUCCCGCACAGCUGGGUUUCUGGGUACCAGCAGUCCCGGGCCGAUGGCAGACCUGUAUGGAACGACCAGUCAGGAGUCAGCAGUCAGUAGUUACAUCAGCGCUGCCAGUCCCGCACCAAGCACUGGAUUCAGUCACAGCCUCGGGGGUCCUCUGAUAGCUACAGCAUUCACUAAUGGCUACCACUGAAAUGUAUGAUUGACAGCUACAAUAAUGAUUAUUGUUUUUAUGUCUUCCCCAAAUCUUAAAGGGCCACUCCACUUU
Molecule: messenger RNA, 1392 nt
Organism: Paramisgurnus dabryanus
Lineage: Eukaryota; Metazoa; Chordata; Actinopteri; Cypriniformes; Cobitidae
Gene: msi1b
Product: musashi RNA binding protein 1b
Biological process (GO): central nervous system development; regulation of translation
Cellular component (GO): cytoplasm
Molecular function (GO): mRNA binding
Source: RefSeq, a predicted model, not a curated record